Messenger RNA from Gossypium raimondii (Peruvian cotton), 2619 nucleotides. RefSeq names its product probable protein S-acyltransferase 22. Lineage: Eukaryota; Viridiplantae; Streptophyta; Magnoliopsida; Malvales; Malvaceae. Gene Ontology annotation, molecular function: protein-cysteine S-palmitoyltransferase activity. Gene Ontology annotation, biological process: peptidyl-L-cysteine S-palmitoylation; protein targeting to membrane. Gene Ontology annotation, cellular component: Golgi apparatus; endoplasmic reticulum. The coding region runs from base 395 to 2272 and encodes 625 amino acids. The transcript is spliced from 9 exons. The record is from RefSeq and is a predicted model, not a curated record.
AAAGAUAAGCCAGAUUUCAUUCCACUCUUUGUUUCUCCUUGUUUUUGCUUAGAAAACAAAGGAAACCCCCGAAAAAGACCAGACUAGCCAUUGUUUUUCUUUUUUCCUCUGUAGGGCUAUGAUUAAGUGAAGCAGAGUCCAUACCUAUCUUCUUCGUCAACUUCAUUGUUGUUGUAGUGAAAAAAAAAAAAAAGAACAAAAAAUGGGUAAUGUUGCUUUUGUUUGGUUAGUGAUCCAGUGAAAAUGGGUUAUCCUUUUUUUUCCUGGAAAAUGAGGGAAAGUGUGAGAAAAUAAGUAUAAAGUGGGAAAAAAAAAGGAAUUCCCAGAUUUUUCUUUUCCUGUUUCAUACACUUUCUUUCUUGUUCUUUCUGGGACUAAAGCAUUUGAAGAGGAAAUGAGGAAGCAUGGAUGGCAGCUUCCUUCUCAUCCACUUCAGGUGGUGGCUGUUGCUGUGUUCUUGGCACUUGGAUUUGCUUUCUAUGUGUUCUUUGCUCCUUUUGUUGGGAAGAAAAUGUUUCAAUAUGUUGUGAUGGGAAUCUAUACCCCUCUUAUUACUUGUUGCUUUGGCCUAUAUAUUUGGUGUGCGGCAGCAGAUCCUGCAGAUCCCGGAGUUUUUAAGUCUAAAAAGUAUCUUAAAAUUCCUGAAAGUGGGAAGUAUUCUGGACCAAAAGACUGUAAAUUAGGUGGAGGUUCAGCUACAACCUUGCAUGAUGACAAUGAUGCUUUGGUUGGAGGAAAAACUGCAGAAAAGGACACAGCAGCAACUGAUGAAACCUUGAAAGACGGUGGUGUUGAACUUGAGGGAAACGAUGGUUCAAUGAAGCGGUCAUCUUGUUUGCUAUGGAUUUUCUCUCCUUGUGCUGUUAUUUGCAAAUGCUGUGGCUCGAAUGAAGAAUCUACCGAGCAACAGAUGAGUGAAGAUGGAAUGUUCUAUUGCAGUUUGUGUGAAGUUGAGGUUUUCAAAUACAGUAAGCACUGCCGAGUCUGUGACAAAUGUGUCAACCAUUUCGAUCAUCACUGCAGGUGGCUAAACAAUUGUAUAGGCAAAAGGAACUACAGACAAUUUUUCACUCUCAUGGUGUCGGCUCUUCUAUUGCUUAUUCUACAAUGGUCAACUGGAAUCCUCGUACUUAUCUGCUGUUUCGUUGACCGGAAGCAGUUUUCUUUGGAUAUUUCAACGAAGUUAGGAAGCAGUUUCUCUUUGGUUCCGUUCAUUAUUGUGGUUGUAUUGUGCACAAUUUUGGCUAUGGUAGCGACGUUACCGCUUGCACAGCUAUUCUUCUUUCACAUUCUACUCAUAAAAAAGGGAAUCAGCACAUACGAUUAUAUAAUAGCUUUACGGGAGCAAGAGCAAGAGCUACAAGGUGUCGGCGGCCAACAGAGUCCACAAAUGUCCCCUGCCAGCUCGCUUACUGGAUUAAGUAGUGCUAGUUCGUUUUCUACUUUCCACCGGGGUGCAUGGUGUACGCCCCCACGCUUGUUCCUUGAAGAUCAGUUUGAUGUUGUUCCUCCUGAUACCGGAUCUGUAAGUUCGUUCGGGAAAAAAAUGGUCAGGGAGGAACCAAUUAAGAAGAAGAAUCCAGGUGCAGUUAAGAUCAGUCCGUGGACAUUAGCACGGUUAAAUGCGGAAGAUGUUUCAAAAGCCGCUGCUGAAGCAAGGAAAAAGUCCAAAAUCCUGCAGCCUGUGGUGAGACGUGAUGCCCCAUUUGGGUUAGAAGGGGAUAGUAGCUUUGGCAGCAGUGGCCGACGAAUGUUCCCGAGACCUGAUGGCAAUAGAAGACGAGCAGCUAAGCGGGUGCGUCUACCCGCAGACCUACCCAUGGAGUCCAUAAUGAACAUUUCGUCUAAAUCUGCUGAUAAAGGUUUCAGUGACACGUCAAGUAGUUUGGCACCACUUCAACUAGAAGCGCGGAGUGCUUUCCAAACGAGCCGAGCAAUGUCGAGCUCAGUUGGGGUUGUUACCUCUUCUCCGGAGAGUAGUUUAGAUUCACCAGAUAUUCAUCCAUUUCGGAUCUCCUCAUCAGGAGCCGAAGAAUCAAGACAUCCAACAGGUUUACCUCUCAAUAUGGCUGGUCAAAAGGGAUUUCCAUUGUCGAGAUCCGCUAGUGAUGGGUAUGAAGCAUCCGGUGGGGAAGAUAGUGAUCGAGUUCCAUCGAGAAUUGUUCAUAGACCAACAAACUGGAACAACAUUCUCUUUUCUGAACAGACCGAGAGGGUUGUUAAACUCAAAGCACCAUCUUCGUCCGGCCAGGUUAAUGGUAGAAUGCUGUGACACAUUCCGAAUUUGAUUUUUCGGUUUAUUCUUUAAUUUAUGGUCCUAAGAACUCUCAAGUGCCUAGUGGACUGUCGUUCAAUUCAUUUGAAUUUCAGAAGAGGUGUUUGACGGCUGUAGAGUCUGGUAUCCGCCAGGGUAAUGCUGUAAGUGUCAUCGAAGAGUCGGUCAUUUGGCAUUCGGGAUGACGAAAAAGGAAGGUUUUUUUGGUUUGUACUAGGUAUAAUACUCCAUUGUACUUGUUGGUUUUGGAGUGAAAAGUGAUUCCUCCAUGGACAUUUUGUUGAACAUUUCUUGAGUUUCUAAAAAAAAAGGAAGAAAAAUGUGAAAAUUUUAAUAUGUUGUCA